GACAGGAAGUUUCACCGACACUACCUCCCCAUUUCAUGAAUUCACAUUGCCUUUUACAUUUGCUCACAUCCAGACUCUUCAAGUAAAAAAGACUCAUAUUUGGCUUAGCGAAUCCAAAGAGAGAAGCAAACACUGAAACAAUCAUCUUUGGCUUCGAUGGCCAACCAAGGAGCCUCUUCUUCUUCUGCUCCUUUCACCAACUCAUGGAAAUACCAUGUCUUUCUGAGCUUCAGAGGUUUUGACACUCGCUCAAAUUUCACAAGCCAUUUGUAUAGCGCUUUGCGUCGAGAAGGAAUUAACACCUUCAUGGAUGAUGAUGAACUCAGAAGAGGAGAAGAAAUAUCAAACGCGCUUCUCACAGCAAUUGAAGACUCAAAGAUUUAUGUGGUUGUGUUCUCCGAAAACUAUGCGUCCUCUAAGUGGUGCUUGGAUGAGCUUGUUAAGAUUCUUGAUUGCAAAGAAUCAAAUCAACAAUUGGUCAUCCCAGUUUUUCACAAGGUGAAUCCAUCAGAUGUACGGAAUCAUAGAGGAAGCUUCGGGGAUGCACUCGCUAACAUGGACUGCAAUAAUGUGGAGAAGGUCAACAGAUGGAAGGAAGCACUUUCACAAGCAGGAAAAUUGGCGGGGUUCACUCUGUCGGAAGGACAUAGAUCUGAAGCUGAACUGAUUCAUAAAGUCGUUCAACACAUUUCACGGGAAGUAAUAGACCGUACAUAUUUACAUUUGACAGAGUAUCCAGUUGGAAUGCACCAUCCUGUAGAAGAUAUAACUAAGCUUUUAGCUUUGAGGGAAGAAGAAGAUGUUCGUAUGGUAGGGGUAUGGGGAACUGGUGGAAUUGGUAAGACCACAAUUGCUACAGCUGUUUAUAAUUCAAUUGCCCACGAAUUUGAAGGCUGUUCUUUUUUGGCAAACGUCAAAGAAUGUUCAACGUGGCAGGGAGGAGGUUUAGCCAAACUACAGAGGACUCUUCUUUAUGAGAUUCUAAGGGAUACAAAUUUGGAGGUGGCCAACGUUCAUAAAGGGGCCACUAUGAUAAAGCAAAGGUUGAGUUGUAGAAAGGUUCUCUUGGUUCUUGAUGACGUGGACGACAUGGAACAGUUACACAAGUUAGUUGGGGCAUGUGAAUGGUUUGGUGCAGGCAGUAGAAUUAUCAUAACAACAAGGGAUAAACAACUGUUAACUGCUCAUGAUGUUAAUUUAAUACAUGAGGUCAAGAUUUUAGAUGAUCCUGAAGCUCUUGAGCUCUUCUGUUGGCAUGCCUUUAAAACAAGUGGGCCUCCUUUGGGUGAUUAUGUGAAACUUGCAGAACGUGCAAUACGCUAUGCUCAAGGCCUUCCUUUGGCUUUGAAAGUUCUCGGUUCAUGUCUAUGUGGUGGAGAUAUAGAUAAAUGGAAAGCUACAUUGGAGGGUUUCAAAAGCCCGAAUAUUCAAGAUGUUCUCAAAAUAAGUUACAAUGCAUUGGAUCAUGGCGUACAGGAGGUUUUCCUUGACAUUGCAUGUUUCUUUAAGGGUAAAAGUAGAAAGCGUGUGAUAGAAAUACUUGUAGCUUGUGACCCCAACGCUAGCUAUAGAAUUGAAGUACUGAAAGAAAAGGCACUCGUAAGUGUUGAAGGAGAUCACAUUCAGAUGCAUGACUUACUCGAAGAGAUGGGUAAGGACAUAGUUUACCUACAGUCACCCACUGAAGCCGGAGGUCGUAGCAGAUUGUGGUCUUAUGAAGACAUCGAGCAUGUUCUUGCUAGUAAUACGGGAACAAAUCAAAUCACACGCAUUGUGUUAAAUUUUCCCAACCGAGAUGAUGUGAUACACUUCAUGUUAAAUUUCCCCAACUCAGAUGAUGAGAUAUGCUUGAAUGCUGAUAGUUUCUCGAAGAUGAAAAAUCUUAAAAUUUUCAUAAUCUAUAACGUGUGCCUUUCUGGUGGCGUUCAUUAUCUCCCAAACUCGUUGAGAGUUAUUGAUUGGCAUGGAUGUCCGUUCCAAUCUUUUCCACCCAAGUUUCGUCCAAAGGAACUAGUUGUGCUCAAUAUGCCUCGCAACCGCAUCAAACAACUAGGGGAGGGAUUGAAGCAUUUGACAAAGUUGACAUCUCUGAAUUUCGAGGGAUCUCAAUUCCUAAUUGAAAUCCCCGACCUAUCCAGCAGCCCAAACUUAAGGUACUUGAAUGCGAAUGGUUGUACAAGUUUAGUCGAGGUUCAUCCAUCUGUUGGAUAUCUUGAUAAACUUGAAAAUUUGGAUUUUUGUGGCUGCCAUAAACUCACGCAGUUUCCAAAUAAAGUUAGGUUGAAAUCUCUAAUAUUUUUUCGUCUGUACGAUUGCAUAAAGUUGGAGAAUUUCCCAGAAAUUGUCGACAAAAUGGAAUCCUUAAAUUAUUUGGACCUUGGGAGAACUGCUAUAAAAGAGUUGCCUUCAUCCGUUGGAAAUCUCACUGCCCUGAAAGUUUUAGAGUUAGGUGGAAGUGCUAUAGAAGAGUUGCCUUCAUCAACUGGAAAUCUCACUGCGCUUGAAAUAUUAUCUUUAGAAGGAUGUGAAAACCUUGCAAAUCUGCCACAACGUAUUUAUGGGUUGCAUCUGGAGUCUAUUAAUCUCAAUCGAUGCCCAAAACUUGUCAUACUUCCAAAUAACUUGAUCUCUGAAGCUUUAUCGAGUGCAGAACUUCCUUUGGAGGUUCGAACCAACGCAAACAGUCCACGCAAUGGCAACUUAGUGAGGCUGGGGAUGAUGGAUUUUGAAGAGUGCAAUGUAUCAAACGUUGAGUACUUGGAGAAAUUUUGUUGCUGGUCCAACUUAAUGAAUAUUAAUCUAUCCAAAAGCAAUUUUGUCAUUCUUCCUGUGUGCAUUAGUAAAUGUGUCAACUUGCGGGAGCUUGAUUUGAGUGGUUGCAAGAAGCUUGUAGAAAUUCUAGGACAACUUCCAGCGUCUAUAGCAAGGAUUGAUAUGGCUGAUUGCAUAUCACUGAAAAGAUUUUCAACAUUGUCAAAGAUAUUGGAAGACGGAGACAUGCAACAUAUUAGUUACGUGGACUUGUCUAAUUGCCAUAGGCUAGGGUUGGACGUCUCAAAGAUGGCAAAAAGUGUACUGAAUGAGAUGAGGAGAAGUAAGAGGUUUAUCGUUAAACUACCUGGCAGUGGCAGUGAAGUUCCAGAGUGGUUCACUUUUCGUAAUUACUUUGAUGAAGUGAUUUUUAAUGACCAAGUUAAGGACGUAGGUGAUGAUUAUGAUGAGAGUAAAACUCAUUACGAACUUCCUAUUGAAAUUCAUUGGACUUCCGGAUUGGAGAAGACAAAAUUGGUUUUGUGUGCUGUUUGGGAAAUUACGGAAUCAUUUGUUAGCCCUUGUUCUCUUGUAUUUAGUGUUUUGAAUGGAGGACGCUUGUUGUGUCAUCGAGAUGAGAUGUAUGUGUUUGGAGGAGAGACAGGGGCAGGUGGUAAUGUGUGGCUGGAAUGUAUUCCAUUUUUGCUUGAUGAUCAAUUAAAGCCGCCUAUUUUUCGAGUUACUGUUUCGGGGCAAGGGUUGCUCAUCAAAAGCAUUGGGGCCGAUCUGACUCAUAUCAGUAUGUCAAAGGAUGAUGGUGAUGAUGGCAAACAUAAUGAUGAAAAUGAAUUAGAUGAUGAUGGUGAUGUAGGUGUUGAAAUUCGACCCAGAAAGAGAACAAAGAUAUGACCUCUGUCAGCAUUUCAAUGUGUUGAUGUUGAAAACUUACUUCGUGUCUGGACCAAACGCAGGAAAUCCGAUUUACAGCAGGAAAGGCUAAUUGCUAGGAGAAGAAUGUGAAGUUGACUUUCGUGUAGGCUAGGAAAGGAAAGCGGCGUUAACACCCCCCCCCGCAAACUGGGUGUCACAGGAUGCACAAGUUUGGAAGACAUAUGCCGAUGGCGUGGUUUGUGAAGGGCUUUGGUGAACAGGUUCGCAGGUUGGUCGACAUAAGGAACAAAGCAAACUUGAUGACUUCCAAGAGCAACCUUUUCACGGACAAAGUGAUAGUCCAACUCAAUGUGACGUGUGUAGCCAUGAAAAACUGGAUUGGCAGACAUGUACGUGGUGUUGAGAUUGUCACAAAAGAGUUGGACUGGGAAUCGAAGACGCACACCCAAUUCAUGAAGAAGGGAGCAUAGCCAAGUGGUUCGGCACAAGCAUGAGAGAGGGCACGAUAUUCCGACUCUGUACUAGAGCGCGAGACUGUGGGCUGUUUCUUGGAACACCAUGAGAUGAGGUUAGUUUCAAGAGUAAUCACAUAUCUAGUGGCCGACCGACGAGAAUCAGGGCACCCAGCCCAAUCCUCAUCAACGUAGGCGAAGAGGCGAGCGGCGGCAGUUUGAUGAGUGAAGGUGAGGCCAAGGUCAAUAGUGCCCUUGAUGUACCUAAGUAUCUGUUUGGCAGCAACAAGGUGAGAGUUGCGAGGGACACUCAUGAAUUGGGCAACAGUGUUGACGGCAAAAGAUAUGUCAGGGCGAGUAAGUGAGAGAUACUGUAAACUGCUAACAAGCUCGCAAUACUCGAUUGGGUUUGAGAGCACCAUAAGAGACAGAGAUGAGAACCUUGGCAGCUAAUGGA
Molecule: messenger RNA, 4551 nt
Organism: Prunus avium (sweet cherry)
Lineage: Eukaryota; Viridiplantae; Streptophyta; Magnoliopsida; Rosales; Rosaceae
Source: RefSeq, a predicted model, not a curated record